Messenger RNA from Gossypium raimondii (Peruvian cotton), 1424 nucleotides. Its product is annotated as probable galacturonosyltransferase-like 1. Gene Ontology annotation, cellular component: Golgi apparatus. Gene Ontology annotation, molecular function: glycosyltransferase activity. The coding region runs from base 190 to 1245 and encodes 351 amino acids. NCBI's taxonomy places the organism in Eukaryota, Viridiplantae, Streptophyta, Magnoliopsida, Malvales, Malvaceae. The transcript is spliced from 2 exons. The record is from RefSeq and is a predicted model, not a curated record.
CCAAAGACUUGAGAGUUUGAGUUGUUUCAAAAACCUUUUACUUCGGGUGGCUGCAGCACCCCUUUUUUGGCACCGUGGGAACCAAGGAUCCGUCCCCGCCCCCACUCUUAAAAGGGUUAAUAAACGUAGUCUAAACACUUUAUAGCCCUUUCUUAAUUUCCAAUAUCCUCUUGGAUUCCCUCCAACAAAAUGCCUGAACCACAUGGUCACCUCCACCGACACCACCUUCUCCUCCUCCUCUUCCUCCUCAUCACUGCCACCAAUUCUGCCCCUGCCUCCGCCACUACCACUAAUUAUCAAAUAUUCAAAGAAGCUCCACAGUUUUACAACUCUCCCGCUUGCCCUUCCUUGGACACCAAUGAAAUGUGCUCCCACCAAGCUGUCCAUGUUGCAAUGACCCUAGACGCUGCCUACUUACGUGGGUCAAUGGCUGCCAUUCUUUCCGUCCUCCAGCACUCUUCUUGCCCUCAAAACAUCCGCUUCCACUUCAUCCCCUCCUCCACAGCCAACCACCAACACCUCCGCCUCACUAUCUCCCGCUCUUUCCCUUCCCUCAAGUUCCAAAUCUACCCAUACGACUCCUCCAAGGUGUCGGGACUCAUUUCCACCUCCAUCCGCUCGGCGCUUGACUGCCCUCUAAACUAUGCCCGCAACUACCUCGCCAACCUUCUCCCACCGUGUCUCAGCCGAGUCGUUUACUUAGACUCAGACCUCGUCCUCGUCGACGACAUUUCUAAACUCGCCGCGACGCCGCUCGGAGACCGCUCGGUUUUAGCUGCACCGGAGUAUUGCAACGCCAACUUCACUUCCUACUUCACCCCAACCUUCUGGUCAAACCCAACGUUAUCUCUAACAUUUGCCGGACGCAAAGCCUGUUAUUUCAACACUGGGGUAAUGGUGAUAGAUUUGCAAAGAUGGCGACAAGGAGAUUACACUACCAAGAUUAUAGAAUGGAUGGAGCUUCAAAAGAGAAUGAGGAUCUAUGAGUUAGGGUCUUUGCCACCGUUUUUACUCGUCUUUGCAGGGAAUAUAGCUCCAGUUGAUCAUCGAUGGAACCAACAUGGCCUCGGAGGAGAUAACUAUAGAGGAUUGUGUAGAAAUUUACAUCCUGGUCCAGUUAGCUUACUGCAUUGGAGUGGGAAAGGGAAGCCAUGGGUGAGAUUAGAUGCAAACAGACCUUGUCCUUUGGAUGCUUUAUGGGCUCCGUAUGAUCUGCUGCAAACACCAUUUGCCUUGGAGUCCUAAAAUUUUGAUGGUGGCAAAUGUUGGGGGGGGGAGGUGUUCAAUGUUCAUAGAUUAUACAACAGAGCUUUAACAAUCUUACUACAUUAAUCUACUUUUUGUUUUCUUUUCCAUCUAUGUAAUUGAAAACAGUAUAUAUAACAACUACAGCUAUAGAUCAAGAAGAAUAAAUUGGUUUCAAA